UCUUGGGGUGCUUAAAAUCUACAGUUGUGAGAGUCUGAUCUCUUUUCCAAUGAAAGGUUUGCCAUCUAUGCUGAGAGAACUUGAGGUUUCAUAUUGUGAUGCUUUGGAGUCCCUACCCGAGUUGAUGACACUCAAUAAUCUGCAAGAGUUGAAGGUUUCUGAAUGUGCAUCACUCACAUAUUUAUUGUCAAGAGGUGGGCUACCAUCCACACUAAAACAACUUGGGAUUGAGGGUUGCAGAAAUCUGGAGUCACUUUUUGCAGAGGAAGGGAUCAAAAUUGAUUGUCCAUCUCUUGAAACUAUUUGUAUCAAAUUUUGUUGGAGUCUCAAAUCUUUACCUGAAGCCAAUAAUCUCAAGAAUCUCAGUCAAUUGCAGAUAUACAAUUGUUCUAAUCUGGAGCCCCUGUCACUUGGUGGUCGUGAUGAGAACAACAACAACAACCAACUCACUUCGCUUCAAGAGCUGGGUUUAGUUGAUUGCAGAGCAGAGAUGGUCUCCUACUUUGUCAAGGAAGGGAGUUUCCCCACCCACAUCACUUUACUUCAAAUCGGGAAUUUGAGAGUGGACGACGUGGGUCAACUUCCAGUUCCGCCUCCAUCUCCAUUAGAGUGGGGUUUGCACAAACUCUCUUCUCUUACAACACUCCACCUUGAUGGCGGAGGUUGGCCGUGGGGAGAUACGGUGUCCUUUCCAGAAGAAGGGAUGUUCCUGCCCACCUCUCUCAUCUCUUUGAGAAUCAACAACUUCCCAAAUCUGGAAAGACUCUCUUAUGAGGAGUUUCAAAACCUCACCUCUCUUGAAACACUUGAAAUCUGUUGUUGCCCUAGGCUCGCGUCCUUUCCAAAGGAAGGGUUGCCCCCCUCUCUUUUGCAUCUACUGAUCUAUAGGUGCCCUGAGCUUGCGACCUUUCCAGAACAAGGAUUCCCUCCCUCGCUUUUGUCACUGGACAUCAGGGGAUGUAAUCCAAUACUGAAACAGAAGUGUGAAAAGGGAAAACAAUAUUGGCCCAUCAUCCAAUACAUUCCUGAAGUAGAUGUCGUAGUAUAAGCAGCCACCUGCAAGGGCUUUGUUGUUGUGGAAACAAACUUUAGGAUGUAUUCAUACUUACUGUCUAAGCUGCAUUGCGAGAUUUUGUGCCUCUUUUCAAGAAUAUAUUCAUAUACUAUUGUCCAGUCAUGGCGAAAGCUCUCAUAAGUAAUAACGGAGCAAGAGAUAUAUGAAGAAAAUUGAGAAUAAAGUCCUUUCCUGAGACUACAAUUGUAAACACCUCCCUAUUGCACAUUGUCAUGUGCUGAUGGAAAAAGUGCCCUGUUCGUUUGGAAAAGAGUUUGGUUAUGACUUUUGAAAAGAGGGUCUUGCUUAGAAUGAAUAGCUGGCAGAUUAAAGAAUUUUAUUAUCUUUAAAAGACAACAAUGCUUCUCUCCCAAAUCGUAUAAGUGACAAUCUCUAAAGAUGUGGAGCUUAUCAAUCAUCCAAAAUCUUAGUCACUAUGUUCAUGGUCUUCCAUGCUCACCUAUGGAUGACAAUCAAAAUCUACUCUGUUCUUCAUUCACAAUCCGAGCUAGACGGUGCCUUUUCUCUUGAUCUUUCAUUUUUCCUGUGCUGUUGCUUCAAUUCCAGUGCUUUGUUGUUGUGGAAACAAACUUUAGGAUGUAUGCACGCUCAUCAUCUAAACUGCACUGCAAGUCUUUGUGCCUCUUCUCAAGGUAGCUGUUGAGGAUGCUUGAGGCUCUGCACAACAAUAUGGAGGUUUGUCAUGGGAAAACUUUAAAAAAAAAAAAAUGCUAGUGCAGGCAGAAAUACCCAUGCACAUCUAACAAUUCCCUCGUCGUCAAAGGCAAUAGAUUUUUUGUGCAAUCUCCAAGAAAGGGUUUGAAGGGAUUUGAAUGUCUGGUGUGUGAUGAUUUGGAAAGUUUGACGGAUUCCACGCUGAUGUAAAGUUUUCUCCCUUAUUGAUGAAAGCACUGGUGUCAGGAAUGGAAUGAAGCUCUCAUCACAUGGUGCUUUUUGGAUUUUGAAGCUGAGUUGAUAUGUAAAAUCCCUUUUUUCCCAAGGCUUGCUAAUGACAUACUGGUUUGGCACUUUACUAAAAAUGGCCUUCUUUUUUUCUCUUAAUCAGCAUAUUAUUGGGAGAUGGAUUUGCAAAGAAGAGAAACACGGUUCAGUUCUUCAGAUGGUAAGCAGCAGAUCGUAGCCACCUAAAAAGGAAUGAGUUUUUAAUGGGCAUUUUGGUAGAAGAUUUAGUUGCUAAAAGUUCUGAAUAAAGUGAAAAUGUUUGGAUAGAAAAUCUAUUCGAAUAUCCUUCUUGUUCAAUGAAACUUGAGUACGUGCAAAGUAAUUCAAUUUGAUGACUGCUAACUUGUACAUUAGUGGCAAAUUAGAGAUGUUUUUGGUGGUUUGAGUAAGCUUACAAUGUGAUUGACAAUGUUAGCAUUGUAGUCAUUCACUUCCACACCCAACACAAUUUGUGGAUCAAUGCAGUUCUUGGCCCUUUUUAA
Camellia sinensis is the source of this 2499-nucleotide messenger RNA. The record is from RefSeq and is a predicted model, not a curated record. Lineage: Eukaryota; Viridiplantae; Streptophyta; Magnoliopsida; Ericales; Theaceae.